Messenger RNA from Loa loa (African eye worm), 357 nucleotides. RefSeq lists its product as hypothetical. The transcript has 3 exons. NCBI's taxonomy places the organism in Eukaryota, Metazoa, Nematoda, Chromadorea, Rhabditida, Onchocercidae. The record is from RefSeq and is a predicted model, not a curated record. Bases 1 to 357 code for a protein of 118 amino acids.
AUGAUUGGAAAUAUUUUUAGAGUAAAAGUGAAAAAGUACCUAUUUGCUGAUGAAAAAGCGGUCGAGUCCAAAAAGCGCCUUGCUAUUGAAAUAGUGCAAUUCAUAGAAAAUUUUCUCGAAACAUUCAUUCCUUCCCAAUCGUUGCAAAAAUCAUCAGCUGUAAAUGCAGAGAUGCAAUUUAUCAACGAGUUAAGAGGUGACCAUGUAUUGCUAAUUAAUAAUGCUAAUGAGUUAAGAGAUAUCAAUGAUCAAGCACAGAGUAACAAUCGAGAAUUCUUGUUAAAUAAUCUUCAUGAUAAUCAUUUAUCGUUAAUUGAAUAUCAGUUAACAAAUACUCUGUCAAAUUUUUGUAUGUAA